CAUCCAAAACAAUUUAUUGAAGGUCUGCCUUUGAUUUCACGGUCUGCACAUGCGCAGUUUGGCGCGAGACGACCGUUAGAACCGAUUACGUGUUUCAGCGCAUGAGUUUAGAAAGCAAAAGACACCAUGACUUCGCCUACUACAAGCGUGAUCGGGGUUUUCUAUUGGAGAAGCAGUUUCUGCCCAUCUUUAUAUUGUACGGUCUUUGCUGUGAUCAUGCGCAAUUCGUAUUUUGCUUACAGGAACCGGAUGAGGGCUGGUUCCCGUGCUGACGUCCUUGGCAAACAGCGACACGUGGAGGACCAAAAUGCAAAGACAACAACAGUACUCGCUUUAGCGUCACCCAGGUUGACAAGAUUAUCAACGUCCAGGAAAAACAACGAUGUUGAGGAGGAACUACAACGACAUAAGCCCCCAUGAUAACCACUCGUGGAGUUGCAACGGGCUUUCAUUGUGCAGCAAAAGCAAUGAGCGCUGCAGCAGGUUCAUCGUCAUUCGAGCCUCCAGAGCAUUCUCUGCCUGGAGUCCAGGAAACACGCCCUGGGAGCCCGUCGCGACUGCGGAGACUGGUCGACAUUCCGGGAUGCCAACCGGACCGAGUCAACGACUUGCUUCUACUCAGUACUUUGGAUUCACAGGGACGGUGCGGUUCAGACGCCGAAUAUCGCAGUGCACAUGUUGUGUUUUUCCCUGGAGACAUACAGAACUUCCAGCAGGAGAUGUCGCUCCAGCCAGAGGAGGCGCAGUGGCUGUCCUGGAGCCUGGAGAACGUCGCCCUCACCCUGGGUCACCGCUUCCCUGACCGCCACGUGUGGGUGAUCCGAGCCUCCCGCAUGUACCUGCACAAGUUCAGCUGCUAUCACAACUUUGUGGAGAGCAACCUGUUUGGAGCGCCCGAGCACUCACCUGACUAUGGAGCAUUUCGCCACCUGAGGGCACUGCUGAGCAACGGCAUGGAGCGAGCUGGCUUGCCUAACCCCCUCCCGCUUCAAAGGGGUGGCGACACAGUCUCCCCGGGUUUCUCCUUGGCCGUGGUUGGCUUCAGCAAAGGCUGCGUGGUGCUCAACCAGAUGGUGUACGAGCUGGCGAGGGCGCGGGCUGACCCGGAGCUGGGGCCAUUUGUGGAGCGCCUUUCAGACAUGUACUGGCUGGACGGUGGCCACCCGGGAGGCAGCGAGACCUGGGUGACUGACAAGCGGGCGCUGGGGGAACUGGCGGCCAGCGGGGUUGCGGUCCACGCCCACGUGACACCGUACGAGGUGCGUGACCCCAUGCGAGCCUGGGUGGGCCGAGAGCAUGGUCGCUUUGUCAAGAAACUUGAGGAUCUAGGGGCCCGACUCAGCCAGAAGCUGCACUUUGAGGAUGAGCCCGCAUCCAUCGAGAACCACUUCCGGAUCAUCCAGGAUUUCUGAGGGGCAACAGUUGACAAUUCCUCAAGUGCAGCAGCUCCUUCCAUUGAACAUUGUCUUGAUGUCAAGUGACAUACUGUGGUGACUUGGAGUGGGCCUCUCUUUCACCAAGGAACACUUGGUGGUGUUUGUGUGGAACAACUACAUUUCCUGCUGUUGCUUGGGUCAGAAUGUCCCGUAACUUCUUGUAAAUUGAUUUAUGUUCAGUGAUGGACUUUGAGUUGGAGGUUAGCUUAAAUGAAUCUUGCAGGCUGUUCAGCAUUCAUACUGUAUUCUAAUAGACUAGAGUGAUAUCUCUUGUUAAGCUUAUAGAGCUGCUUUUGCACUACCAUGCUGGAUUUCUGGUGAUUAUUGUUUCAAUGGCUACUGAAAUGCAAUGAAUGUACUUUUCUACUUCAUAGCCAUUCCAUUUUUUUGAAAUGCUGUUUUUGUUUAAGACAUGCUAUUCCAUAGCUGCUGUUGUAUGAUUCACUCAUUUAGAAAAAAAUGACCAACUCUUAAAAUAUACAAUACUGUUGAAAUGUGUGUGUGUGUGUGUGUGUGUAUAGUGGUUAUUUCAGUCAAACACAUUUUAUAUUUGUAAAUGGUUGAUUAUACCUAGCUGCAUGCAUGUCUGGCACACAGCAAUCAUGAUACAAAAUGCAUUUUAAGGUACACUACAUGACCAAAAGUAUGUGGACGCCUGCUAGUCGAACA
Messenger RNA from Salvelinus namaycush (lake trout), 2105 nucleotides. RefSeq names its product chromosome 19 C2orf69 homolog (gene c19h2orf69). The transcript is spliced from 5 exons. The record is from RefSeq and is a predicted model, not a curated record. NCBI's taxonomy places the organism in Eukaryota, Metazoa, Chordata, Actinopteri, Salmoniformes, Salmonidae. Gene Ontology annotation, cellular component: mitochondrion. The coding region runs from base 417 to 1412 and encodes 331 amino acids.